This is a messenger RNA of Symphalangus syndactylus (siamang), 3918 nucleotides long. It is a transcript of the gene SCIN, whose product is annotated as scinderin. Gene Ontology annotation, biological process: barbed-end actin filament capping; central nervous system development; actin filament severing. NCBI's taxonomy places the organism in Eukaryota, Metazoa, Chordata, Mammalia, Primates, Hylobatidae. The record is from RefSeq and is a predicted model, not a curated record. Gene Ontology annotation, cellular component: actin cytoskeleton; cytoplasm. Gene Ontology annotation, molecular function: actin filament binding; phosphatidylinositol-4,5-bisphosphate binding.
AGCACACUAAUGUGGCACACUCCUCUGCUGCCUAACGGCAGGUGUUGCUAUUAGCAGAGGAAGCGUUGUUCUAAGAAUUAUUCUAGAGGGCCAGAAAGAACAGGUAUUGCUCCACCCGGGUAAACGCUGACUCAACUCUGUAGGGCUGGCGCGCUCUUUCCUCACCUGAACCCUCCUGCCAGGCACAACUGAGAUCCAGAAAUAACAGGAUUAGCGAGAGAAGGGGAAAUAUGGACUGUGGUGAUGGGUAUGCACGAAGGAGUGCCAAGCAGUUUUAAUCGUUAAUGUUCUUCGUCUGUUGCUAGAGAAAAUGUCUUUCCUUGGAGGAGGCAUUGGCACGAGUUACUAUAAACUCCCUCUGAAUCUCAAGACUUCUGGGACGCCGAUUCCGCUCCUGGCCUGGGGCAGGGCGUGGGAGCUUGGAAGCCAGCGCUGCGCUCCCUGUGGGAAGCGAUCUCCGCCUCCGUCAACUCGCGCCUGGGCACUUAGCCCCUCCCGUUUCAGGGCGCCGCCUCCCCGGAUGGCAAACCCUAUAAAGUGGCAGCGAAUAAGGUUCCUCCCGCUGCUCUCGGUUUAGUCCAACUGCAAUAUCAGCGAGAUCCCGCGCCCCCCGGAAUAUCGCGCGCAGGAGCCAUGGCGCAGGAGCUAUACCACGAGGAGUUCGCCCGGGCAGGCAAGCAGGCGGGGCUGCAGGUCUGGAGGAUUGAGAAGCUGGAGCUGGUGCCCGUGCCCCAGAGCGCUCACGGCGACUUCUACGUCGGGGAUGCCUACCUGGUGCUGCACACGGCCAAGACGAGCCGAGGCUUCACCUACCGUCUGCACUUCUGGCUCGGAAAGGAGUGUUCCCAGGAUGAAAGCACAGCUGCUGCCAUCUUCACUGUUCAGAUGGAUGACUAUUUGGGUGGCAAGCCAGUGCAGCAUAGAGAACUUCAAGGAUAUGAGUCUAAUGACUUUGUUAGCUAUUUCAAAGGCGGUCUGAAAUACAAGGCUGGAGGCGUGGCAUCUGGAUUAAAUCAUGUUCUUACGAACGACCUGACAGCCAAGAGGCUCCUACAUGUGAAGGGUCGUAGAGUGGUGAGAGCCACAGAAGUUCCCCUUAGCUGGGACAGUUUCAACAAGGGUGACUGCUUCAUCAUUGACCUUGGCACUGAAAUUUAUCAGUGGUGUGGUUCCUCAUGCAACAAAUAUGAACGUCUGAAGGCAAACCAGGUAGCUACUGGCAUUCGGUACAAUGAAAGGAAAGGAAGGUCUGAACUAAUUGUCGUGGAAGAAGGAAGUGAACCCUCAGAACUUAUAAAGGUCUUAGGGGAAAAGCCAGAGCUUCCAGAUGGAGGCGAUGAUGAUGACAUUAUAGCAGACAUAAGUAACAGGAAAAUGGCUAAACUAUACAUGGUUUCAGAUGCAAGUGGCUCCAUGAGAGUGACUGUGGUGGCAGAAGAAAACCCCUUCUCGAUGGCAAUGCUGCUUUCUGAAGAAUGCUUUAUUUUGGACCACGGGGCUGCAAAACAAAUUUUUGUAUGGAAAGGUACAGAUGCUAAUCCCCAGGAGAGGAAGGCUGCAAUGAAGACAGCUGAAGAAUUUCUACAGCAAAUGAAUUAUUCCAAGAAUACCCAAAUUCAAGUUCUUCCAGAAGGAGGUGAAACACCAAUCUUCAAACAGUUCUUUAAGGACUGGAGAGAUAAAGAUCAGAGUGAUGGCUUCGGGAAAGUAUAUGUCACAGAGAAAGUGGCUCAAAUAAAACAAAUUCCCUUUGAUGUCUCAGAAUUACACCGUUCUCCGCGGAUGGCAGCCCAGCACAAUAUGGUGGAUGAUGGUUCUGGCAAAGUGGAGAUUUGGCGUGUAGAAAACAGUGGUAGGAUCCAAGUUGACCAAAACUCAUAUGGUGAAUUCUAUGGUGGUGACUGCUACAUCAUACUCUACACCUAUCCCAGAGGACAGAUUAUCUACACGUGGCAAGGAGCAAAUGCCACACGAGAUGAGCUGACGACAUCUGCGUUCCUGACCGUUCAGUUGGAUCGGUCCCUCGGAGGACAGGCUGUGCAGAUCCGAGUCUCCCAAGGGAAAGAGCCUGUUCACCUGCUGAGUUUGUUCAAAGACAAACCGCUCAUUAUUUACAAGAAUGGAACAUCAAAGAAAGGAGGUCAGGCACCUGCUCCCCCUACACGCCUCUUUCAAGUCCGGAGAAACCUGGCAUCUAUCACCAGAAUUGUGGAGGUUGAUGUUGAUGCAAAUUCACUGAAUUCUAACGAUGUUUUUGUCCUGAAACUGCCACAAAAUAGUGGCUACAUCUGGGUAGGAAAAGGUGCUAGCCAGGAGGAGGAGAAAGGAGCAGAGUAUGUAGCAAGUGUCCUCAAGUGCAAAACCUUAAGGAUCCAAGAAGGCGAGGAGCCAGAGGAGUUCUGGAAUUCCCUUGGAGGGAAAAAAGACUACCAGACCUCACCACUACUGGAAUCCCAGGCUGAAGACCAUCCACCUCGGCUUUAUGGCUGCUCUAACAAAACUGGAAGAUUUGUUAUUGAAGAGGUUCCAGGAGAGUUCACCCAGGAUGAUUUAGCAGAAGAUGAUGUCAUGUUACUAGAUGCUUGGGAACAGAUAUUUAUUUGGAUUGGCAAAGAUGCUAAUGAAGUUGAAAAAAAAGAAUCUCUGAAGUCUGCCAAAGUGUACCUUGAGACAGACCCUUCUGGAAGAGACAAGAGGACACCAAUUGUCAUCAUAAAACAGGGCCAUGAGCCACCCACAUUCACAGGCUGGUUCCUGGGCUGGGAUUCCAGCAAGUGGUAAAUUGGUGUUUGUAAAAAGCAAACAAACAUUGCAAGGCAGUUAUCUCAUUGCUGUUUUGGGGGAGGAACAGGAAAAGUCUUUUGUUUAUUUGUCCUUUGAAAAUUAAGGCCCGGCACGGUGGCUCACACCUGUAAUCCCAGCACUUUGGGAGGCUGAGGCAGGUGGAUCAUUUGGGGUCAGGAUUUUGAGACCAGCCUGGCCAACAUGGCGAAACCCCGUCUCUACUAAAAAUACAAAAAAAUUAGCUGGGCAUGACGGUGCACGACUUUUGUCCCAGCUACUCGGAAGGCUGAGACAGGAAAAUUGCUUGAACCCAGGAGGCUGAGGUUGCAGUGAGCCAGGAUCGUGCUACCACACUCCAGCCUGGGCAACAGAGACUCUGUCUCAAAAAAAAAAAAAAACCUCAACCAAACACCAAUUUUUUAAUGCUUAGUUUUGGUUUGAAAUUCUUAAACUGGAAUUUUCUUACGUUAAUACAUUAAAAUAACCUGAAGGAAACUUUUGUUAUGGGCCAAUAUUAGCUCUUCUGGAAACUAAUUUAUAUCUUUUUUAUGACCUUUCAAAAGUAAAAUACUAUGCAUAAUCUAGAGAGAUUUGUCAGAUAGUAAAUUUUAUAAUGCAUUAGCCAUUAGUCAAACUUGUUUUUUAACAUGCCAGAGAAAAAGUUGCAAUGCCUUGAAAGUUAUUCUCUUUUCUAUAGAUUGUGUUCAAAAGAUUUGUAUACUUGCAAUAAGGUUUAUGUUAAGGUGGCUUAAACAAUUGGUUGCUAUUUUCCUUCUUUAGUCAAUGUGACUUUGAUGCCAUUAACUGCUAAGUGUUAUUUUCUAAGAGGAAUUUUAUCUUUUUUUAACCUUAUUAAAAACCUUUGAAAACACAUCUCUUUCAUGAUAAAAUGAAUUGUAUUGUUAUCCACUUAGAUAGAUAGAUGAUAGAUAGAUGAUAAGUGAUAGAUAGAUGAUAGAUGAUAGAUAGAUCAUAGAUAGAUAGAUGAUAGAUAGAUGAUAGAUAGAUAGAUGAUAGAUAGAUAGAUGAUAGAUAGAUAGAUAUUUGACAGUACAUGUUUAAUAUCACAAAAGAUACAUACAGGAAAAACUUCACUAAUGCUGUCUUUCAUUAUUAAAAUACAUCUCUUUGAAA